Camelus dromedarius (Arabian camel) is the source of this 1318-nucleotide messenger RNA. It is a transcript of the gene CLEC4G, whose product is annotated as C-type lectin domain family 4 member G. NCBI's taxonomy places the organism in Eukaryota, Metazoa, Chordata, Mammalia, Artiodactyla, Camelidae. The coding region runs from base 59 to 931 and encodes 290 amino acids. Gene Ontology annotation, molecular function: signaling receptor activity. The record is from RefSeq and is a predicted model, not a curated record. The transcript has 9 exons.
UGGAAGGAAGGAUGGGGCUACAUUUACAUCUUUGCCCAGAGCUGGGCGCCUGCUCACCAUGGACACUGCCGGAUACAGCAAGUGGGAUGGCAGACUGCAGGAGGUCCCUGGAGGGCACUGGGGACGCUGGGGACAGAGACCCCUCUUCCUGGCCCUGACUCUCGUGGUUGUCACAGUCCUAUGGGUCCUCAUUCUGAGCAUCCUAUUUUCCAAGGCCUCCACGGAGCGCGGGGCGCUGCUAGGUCAUCAGGACCUGCUGAGGACAAACGCUUCGAAGCAGACAGCGGUGCUGGGUGCCUUGAAGGAGGAUGUCCGAGCCUGCAAUAGCUGCUGCCUGGGGACGCAGGCGCAGCUGCAGACCCUGCGCACCCAGCUUGGGGAGGCACAGACCAAGGUGAUCCAGCAGGAGAGCGCCCUGAAAGAACUGAGCGAGCGCGUGGCCCAGGGCUUGGCUGAAGCCGGUAGAGACCGUGAAAACAUCCGCACUGAGCUGUUCCGGACGCUGGAGGGAAUCCGGCUCGGGAACAGCUCCUGCAAGAAGUGCCCCAAGUCGUGGCUGCCGUUCCAGGGCUCCUGUUACCUUUUCUCCCCGCUGCGGGCCACGUGGGUGGAGGCGCAGCAUAAUUGCGAGGGCGCCGGCGCGCACCUGGUGAUUGUCGGGGGCCUGGAUGAGCAGGGUUUCUUGAGUCGGAACACGCAGGGCCGCGGUUACUGGCUGGGACUGAGGGCAGUACGCCGGGCGCGCAAGAUCCAGGGUUACCAGUGGGUGGACGGAGUCUCGCUCAGCUUCAGCUACUGGAAUCGGGGGGAGCCCAAUGACUCUCUGGGGCGCGAGGAUUGCGUCAUGAUGCUACGCACGGGGAUGUGGAACGACGCACCGUGCGACAGCAAGGACGACAGCUGGAUCUGUGAGAAGAGGCACCAAUGCUGAUUUUGCCCAGUGCCCCAGAGCCUCGCCCACUGGCACUUGUCCAAUCGUCUGAGCUGCUCACCGUCCUGGCUCCGCGCACUGCCAUCGAUCCCCGGCACCCCCUCUACGGAGAACCACCCCACCACCCACAACCUAGGACUGUAACUGAGCUCUGGAACUUCUGCUCCAACCUCUGCAAUGCUCACAUGUGGAUAUAACCUAGUUUCCACCCACUGCAAAAUCUGGGCUCCUGGGCUGGGAAUCUGAUCCCCCCCCCCAGAAACUGCCAGAUGAAGCUGUUUGGUUUACUUGCAUUUUACCCCAAAUGGGACGCCUCACAGAUGGGCAUUUUGUGAGCUUUCUUUGCGGCCACAGCCGCAGCCGUAGGGAGCAUCAAUAAAUGUUUGA